AUGAACUCUCCUGAGGACUUUCAGCGACUACAGGAUACUUUGGAUCAUAUCGUACUCACGUACUCCCGGCUGGACUCACACACUGUAUUCAACUACACUCUCUUCGGCUCCUCACUAAAUAAAGUCUGCAGUUUUAAGGACCUUGGGGUCGUUAUGUCUCAUGAUCUCAAUCCGUGGAAUCAUAUCUCACGCAAAUGCAGCAAGGCCAAUUCACUAAUGGGAUUCCUAUGCAGAACAUCGAAAGACUUUCAAUCCCCAACUACAUUGACAACACUGUUCAAAACCUUAGUGCGUCCGAUCCUAGAAUUUUCAUCUGUUGUUUGGUGUCCCUACCUGACAGGGCACAUUGAUACUCUUGAGCGGGUGCAGAUCAGAUUCUUGAGGCUCAUCGGACUACGUCUUGGCUAUCAGUUCCUGGAGACGCCUGUUGACUGUUUGAGGAUCUCCCUUGGCCUUCCACAUUUGGCGACUAGAAGAAGGAUGGCGGACAUCUUGAUUUUUCAUAAGAUGGUUAACGGUGCUCUAGACUGCCCUCGUCUUCUCUCUCUUCCCGAGUUUCGAAUUCCGACAUCGACUCGUUCCGAGGACAUCUUUUUCAAGAGGGCACUUCCUUCUCUUUAA
Messenger RNA from Homalodisca vitripennis (glassy-winged sharpshooter), 621 nucleotides. RefSeq lists its product as uncharacterized. Bases 1 to 621 code for a protein of 206 amino acids. The transcript has a single exon. Lineage: Eukaryota; Metazoa; Arthropoda; Insecta; Hemiptera; Cicadellidae. The record is from RefSeq and is a predicted model, not a curated record.